Molecule: messenger RNA, 1518 nt
Organism: Fusarium redolens
Lineage: Eukaryota; Fungi; Ascomycota; Sordariomycetes; Hypocreales; Nectriaceae
Exons: 1
Coding region: 76-1512 (478 amino acids)
Molecular function (GO): hydrolase activity, acting on carbon-nitrogen (but not peptide) bonds
Source: RefSeq, a predicted model, not a curated record
GUUACAAUUGAGAGCAGUCAGCUUACUGAAGAAGAUCAAUUCGCCCGUUACAGAGCUGAGAGAAAUAGCUUCACAAUGUCGAAGGCCUUAUCUCCAAACCUCAUCCUUAUCAGAAAUGCGACAGUCUUGACCGUGGACCCGCUAAAUGGUACCCUAGAAAACUCCGACAUUCUCAUCAAAGAUGACCGAAUCGUUGCGAUCGGUCAAACUCUGCCAAAGCCUUCCGAAAGUUAUGUCACUAUUAUCGAUGCUCAAGGGUGUAUUGUCACACCUGGCUUUGUCGAUGGCCACCAUCAUAUGUGGCAGCAGCUUUUACGGGGCAUUGCAACAGACUGGUCGCUUUUUUACUACACUGUCAAUAUGCGAACCAUCUAUGGGAGCUUAUACACACCCGAGGAUGUCUACCUGUCUACUUAUGUUGCAGCACUGAGUCUGAUCAACAAUGGUGUGACUUCUGUCCUUGAGCACUGUCAUAUCAUUAAUUCGCCCGACCAUGCUGAUGCAGCAGUACGGGCUCUCCAAGAUGCCGGGAUUCGGGGAACGUUCUGUUAUGGCUUCUAUGCCAAUCCGCCUUUGCCCAAUCAGCCGGAUCAAAAAGCCUUCUCACAUAUGCCACGGUUGAGCGAUGCUGCCCGGAUAAGGGACAAAUACUUCGGCGAAAACGAUGCAGCUGAGCAACUCCUCACAUUCGGUAUUGCUCCAGAUGAGCCAGAAUCUCUACCCAUUGAAGAGACCAUUGCGCAGAUUAGGCAGUCAAGAGAGCUUGGGGCACGUAUCAUCACUAUGCAUGUCGCGAUGGGGCCAUAUGAUUUAGCACAUCGUCAAAUUGUGCAAUAUCUCGCCAAUGAAGGGAUGCUGGGCCCGGACCUUGUCUUCAGCCAUGGCUCAUCCUUCACCGAGGACGAACUGCAGGCGAUUAAGGAGUCCGGCGCUUCUAUCGUCGGCACGCCAGAUACAGAGCUACAGAUGGGCAUGGGAUUUCCCAUCGUCUUCCAGGCUUUUGAUAGAGGAUGCCACACAUGUUUAGGCAUCGAUAUCACAUCCAAUCAAGGAAAUGACUUCAUUGCUCAGAUGAGACUGGCGCUACAGGCUCGUCGAGCCCAGGAGAACGAACAAGCGUUUCCACUCUCCAUUAAUCGCAAGACAACGGGUGUCCUUCGAAUGGGAACAAUGGGAGGUGCAGAGGUUAUGAGAAUGGAAGAUCUCAUUGGCUCCAUUACAGUAGGGAAGAAAGCAGAUCUUAUCCUCAUCCGCUGCGACGAUAUUGAGAAUACGCCAGUGGGUGAUCCGGUUGGGUCAGUGGUAUUUCAUUCUUCAGUGAAAGAUAUUGAUACCGUCAUAAUCGAUGGCAAGAUAAAAAAACGGAACGGAAAGCUGACCGUUGAUUGGGAGAGGUUGAGGGAGGAGGUUAUACGUCGUGCAGACCGCAUCAAAGCAGACGCAGCCAAGAUUGAUCUGACCGCGGCUAAGAAACGUUGGAUGGACAUUUUCCACGUUGAAGAUGCAGCAUAAGAGCCU